Molecule: messenger RNA, 2842 nt
Organism: Trachemys scripta elegans
Lineage: Eukaryota; Metazoa; Chordata; Testudines; Emydidae
Gene: CEP57
Product: centrosomal protein 57
Exons: 11
Coding region: 128-1624 (498 amino acids)
Cellular component (GO): centrosome
Molecular function (GO): microtubule binding; identical protein binding; gamma-tubulin binding
Source: RefSeq, a predicted model, not a curated record
UUGCCAUGUCAGUCAAGCACUACCUUGUUGGCGUAGAGGCGCCUCUGGGACUGGAGUGGGGGUGGCGGCUGUAUGGGCGUCGCGGCCUUAAAGGGGCCCGCACCUGCUGUGCCCGCCCUUUGGGGACAUGGCGGCGGCUGGUGACCCCCAGCACAUGGGUACUCUACGUGGAAGUUGUAAAUCUGCAUCCAUCACAGAUGGACUCUCUGCAGCGUCAUUUGUAGAUUAUCCGAAAUACAAACCCUUCAUUAAUUCUGAUUUGCAGCGCUCCCCUGAGAAACCAGUAAUUCCAUAUCCAGAAAGUAACAGCAGAGCAAUAUUUUCUGCUCUGAAGAAUCUUCAGGAGAAAAUUCGCCGACUAGAGCUGGAACGGAUUCAGGCAGAGGAGAAUGUGAAACACCUGAGUAAAGAAACAUCUGACUAUAAGAAAGUGCUAAAUGAGCAAAUACAACAGAGGGAGCACUCCAAGACGGAGGUGUCCAAGCAAAAUCAAGAACUGUCUUCUCAGCUGGCAGCUGCUGAAUCUCGUUGCAGGCUUUUAGAGAAGCAGCUGGAAUAUAUGAGGAAUAUGAUAAAGCAUGCAGAAAAUGAAAAGACAAGUGUCUUGGAAAAACAGGUCACUUUAGAGAGAGACCGACUUCUAGAUCAAUCUCAUGUUCAAUCUAAAUUGGAAAAGCUGGAUUUGCUGGAACAAGAAUACACCAAACUAACUGCAAUGCAGUCUCUAGCAGAGAAAAAAAUGAAAGAACUGGAACAGAAGCUCCAAGAGGAGGAACAUGCAAGGAAGCUUGUGCAGGAGAAGGCAGCUGAGCUUCAGACAGGACUGGAGACUAACCGACUCCUGUUGCGGGCAGGAACGCCAUCAGUUCCCCCAAAGCCAAGGAAAACAAAGAAGAAAGCCAAGCAGCCAGACAAGAAACGCCCUCUUACGAGACAUUUCCAUGCACAGCCCCACUACAGGCUGUGUCUGGGUGAUGUGCCAUUUGUCGCUGGAAAGUCUACUAGUCCCAGCCAUUCUGUUGGAGCCAAUGUACAACAUGUGUUGCAUCUAAUGAAACAACACUCUAAAGCUCUGUGUAACGAUCGUGUGAUCAGUGAUGUUCCACCACCUAAGCCGACUGGCAACGCAUCUCACACCAGCAAAGGCAGAAAGUCCUCUCUCUCGACAGGCUCCUCUGCAUCCCAGGAAGAGCUUUCUGAAGUGUUGCUGACUUUGCAGGAUGAAUUUGGGCAGAUGAGUUUUGAUCACCAGCAGCUAGCAAAGCUAAUCCACGAAACACCAACUGUUGGCCUGAGGGAAGACCUGGAGCGGGAACUUGAGGCAUUGGUGAGAAGAAUGGAGGCAAAGGCAGACCAAAUAAGUAAAGUCCGGAAACAUCGGACACGGCUAGAGAAACUCAAGAAAGAAUGCAAGUCCAAAAAGUCUCGUGCUGAAGAAACACGAGACUGCCGGAGUGGAGUUAGUGAAGUGAAAGUAACAACCACCGUGACAACCAGGGGAAAGGAUGCUGGCCCCAUCAAAGUGAAACCUGGAGAGAAAAGCCGGAAAAACCUUCAAUUGUUGCGGGACAUGCAGAGUAUACAGACUUCCCUUCAGAAAGAUGACGUCAGCUGGGACUACUGAUUUCUGUACUGGUUGGUAUUUUCCUUAAACUCCACCAGUCUGAACUUUACUUCUCACAUUCCAGGUCUAAAAGAGAUGCCUUUCCUACUGUGUGAAAGAGACUACUGUAUACGAAGUGCACUUUUUAAAUGUAAACCCCCCAUUUUGCAGCUGUAGGUCUGAUUUAUUAUGGUUCUAAUCCAUGCACAACACAGAUUGGAGAAAGCAAGCCUCAUUUGUAAUGUAUCGAACUACUGAGUCUAUAUGCCACCCUCCAUUAUCCACCCCUUUGCAGCUGUAUCCUUCCUCCACGCCUGCCGCAGGAUGUUUUAUUUCAUUGUUCACAUGGGUGGCUUGCCUAAAAGGUAGGUGUGGUUUCACAACUCUUGCUGUUGAACUCUUCUGCAUGGGGCUGCUUAAAGGGAUAUCACCAUUCGAAAAUGAAGCUUUAGUCACGAGUCUACAAGGUGUUAUCAGUUGCUGGAUGUAUACACAGUUGCUGUCAGCACAGCCUUUGAGAACAUAAGAAAAAGCAGGUGAACCUCAUAAGUGUUUUGUUUAACUAUCUAGUUCCAGGUCUGCUACCUUCCAUUAGCCAAUAUUAAUUGCAGUGGACACUUCAACUCACUCAAAGAAAGAACAAAGUAAUUAUCUUUUGGACUAGUUUUUCUUACCAAUUGAUUCUCCUUUAAUAGUAAUGAUGUCUUAAAACUGGAGAGAGAAAUGUGCCUUCACACUUAAGUGAAAAGUCUUCUGAUGUGGAACAUUGGGAUAAAAUCUAUCAUUUACUAGUGCACUUUGGCUGGAGGGGUAAAGCGCAGACAUUUUUAAUUUGCAAGUGCCUCAAUCAUGCUAUUCAGUGCUGGCAGCUUGCUUAAUUUUAACUUGAAUUAUUAUUCAUUUUGGGUUGGAUAUCUGCUUUUUUAGUGGUGCAGGUAUGAGUGCUAAAUGACUCGCACACCUAAGUGAAUGUUAUUUAUUAUAUUAAUAAUGUAAAGAAUUUCGUAGUAAUGGCAUGUACAGAAGACAGAUUCAAAUUACCUGUGUCUAUAAAGUUUUUUUAUAAUUGGAAACCAAUAAAAUUAACUUGCAAAUCUGAUUGAGGUAAGUUGAAAUUUCUCUUUAAUACUUUCGAAUUAUCUAGCUGUGACUUGUUACUCCUCAUAAGACACUGAUACAAUUUACUCUUUGAAUUGAAUACAGGUCUGUCUCAUCUUACGCGGGGGUUCCGUUCCGCGG